UGACAUCACAACGUAAUUUUAGUUGGCAACACUGCAAACAACCAUCCAGUAUGUCUUCCUCCAUGGGCAGCGGGAUGUUCCCCGGCCAGCAGUCCGCUGGUCCUCACCCUGUCGGCGGCCCGGGUCAGCCGGGACUACUAUCUGGAGCUCCGGGGAACAGGGUCCAGGGCCCCAACACUCUGGUAGACGACCUAGAGGCUUCUUUCGAGGCUUGCUUUGCGUCCCUAGUGAGUCAAGACUACGUGAACGGAACCGACCAGGAGGAAAUUCGGACAGGUGUGGAUCAGUGUAUUCAGAAGUUUCUGGAUGUCGCCAGACAGACAGAAUGUUUCUUCCUGCAGAAGCGUCUUCAGUUAUCAGUCCAGAAACCCGACCAGGUGGUCAAAGAGGAUGUGUCUGAGCUGCGGAAUGAACUCCAGAGGAAAGAGCUGCUAGUUCAGAAACACCUGUCUAAGCUGCACCACUGGCAGCAGGUUCUGGAGGAUAUCCAGCAUACCUCUGUUCUCUCACCACCUGGACCCCUGGCCUUCCUGGAACAGGCCUCAGCUAGUCUACCUGCUGCACCACUCAAACAGACCUAACACACACACACACCUCUCUCUCUCCCAGGCCUCAGCUAGUCUACCUGCUGCACCACUCAAACAGACCUAACACACACACACACCUCUCUCUCUCACCACCUGGACCCCUGGCCUUCCUGGAACAGGCCUCAGCUAGUCUACCUGCUGCACCACUCAAACAGACCUAACACACACACACCUCUCUCUCUCACCACCUGGACCCCUGGCCUUCCUGGAACAGGCCUCAGCUAGUCUACCUGCUGCACCACUCAAACAGACCUAACACACACACACCUCUCUCUCUCUCCCAGGCCUCAGCUAGUCUACCUGCUGCACCACUCAAACAGACCUAACACACACACAUCUCUCUCUCUCUUCUGGAAACUACAUCAUCUUUGUUUUCUUUUUGACUUGUGUAAAUAUUUCUGCUGUUUUGUCCUGACAGAAUAAAUGAGUUUAGAUCAGAACACCAGCUGCUGUUUUGUCCUGACAGAAUAAAUGAGUUUAGAUCAGAACACCAGCUGUCGUUUUGUCCUGACAGAAUAAAUGAGUUUGGAUCAGAACACCA
Molecule: messenger RNA, 1128 nt
Organism: Oncorhynchus keta (chum salmon)
Lineage: Eukaryota; Metazoa; Chordata; Actinopteri; Salmoniformes; Salmonidae
Gene: med28
Product: mediator complex subunit 28
Exons: 6
Coding region: 51-581 (176 amino acids)
Cellular component (GO): mediator complex
Source: RefSeq, a predicted model, not a curated record